Corticium candelabrum is the source of this 1757-nucleotide messenger RNA. RefSeq names its product stress-induced-phosphoprotein 1-like. The record is from RefSeq and is a predicted model, not a curated record. Gene Ontology annotation, molecular function: Hsp90 protein binding. The transcript has 15 exons. Bases 1 to 1614 code for a protein of 537 amino acids. Lineage: Eukaryota; Metazoa; Porifera; Homoscleromorpha; Homosclerophorida; Plakinidae.
AUGGUUCAUCGGAUUGCAAUUAGAGCAACGUUCCUUCCUGCGAGCACAGGAACAGCUCUUACAUCGACCGGUAGCAUUGCACGAGCAGCACUUCAUAAUCCAGAGUUGUUCAAAAUUCAAACCGUCGACCGUUGCAAUGAAAACUAUGCGCGAGGUUAUUCUCGGAAGGCAUAUGCCUUGUUGCAACUUGGGAGACAUCAAGAGGUGAGGGAAACGUGCGAAGAAGGUUUGAAAGUGGAACCUACUAACGAGCAGCUAAAAGAAGCCUUGCAAGAGGCGGAGCAGAAUCUUCGAAGUACUGGUGAUCAGUCAGGAAAUCCAUUUGCCAGUCCAGAGAUGUGGGCCAAACUUGUUACUGAUCCUGUUACUAGGGAGUACUUACAGCAAGAUGAUUACAAGAUGAUGCUAGAGCAGCUACAAAGGAAUCCCAGUGCAAUAUCAAGUAUGCUGCAGGAUCCUAGAAUACAGAAGACUCUGAACGUUAUUCUUGGUAUUGACAUCAUGACACCAGAAGCAGCAGCUAGUCGAGCUAAAGAAAUGCAUGCAGAAGAAGAACAUUCAAACCCCCAGUCAGGUUCAGCUGCUGCACACGACGGAGAGAAGCAAGAAGAAACAAAGUCAGAGGAACAGAAAACAGACGAAAUAGAUGAGUCUGUUCGUGAGGCUGUAAACGAAAAGGAACUGGGCAAUGCUGCAUACAAGAACCGAGAGUUUGAAUCUGCUCUGCGUCAUUAUUCUAAAGCUGCUGAAUUAGAUCCGACCAACAUGACAUACUUGAGUAAUCGAGCAGCUGUUCACUUUGAAAUGCUUGACUAUGAUCACUGCAUCGAGGACUGCGAGGCAGCAGUUAAUGUUGGACGCGAACAAAGAGCAGAUUUUAAGUUGAUAGCAAAAGCUCUUGCCAGGAUCGGAAACGCUCAUUUCAAACAGGAGCAUUUGGAGGAUGCCAUCAAGUAUUAUGACAAGUCCCUUGCUGAGAACAGAGCAGAUGAAGUUCGGAAAAAGAGGCAACAAGUACAGAAAAUUAUAGAAGAGAAGAAGAUUAAAGAAUACAUCAAUCCUGAGAUAUCAUUGCAGGAAAAGGAAAAGGGCAAUGCAUGUUUCCAGAAAGGAGACUACCCAAUGGCAAUGAAACAUUAUCACGAGGCAAUAAAACGUAACCCGGAUGAUGCAAAACUUUAUAGUAACCGGGCGGCUUGCUACACUAAGCUUGCUGAAUUUCGACUUGGUUUAGAAGACUGUGAACAUUGCAUUAAAUUGGAUCCAACUUUUGUAAAGGGGUAUAUGAGAAAAGGGGCCAUUCUACUGGCUUUGAAAGAGCCCGUCAAGGCAAUGCAAGCAUAUGAAAAAGCACUUGAAAUAGAUCCGGAAAACCAGGAAGCGAAAGGUGGAAUAGCGAAUUGCCGCACGUCACAACCAAUGACGCCAGAGGAGGUGAAGCAAAGAGCAUUCAAUGACCCAGAAAUACGGCAAAUAUUUGCUGAUCCGGCAAUGCAGGUUAUUCUUCGUCAAAUGGAAGAGAACCCUGGAGCAUUAACAGAUCAUUUGAAGAACCCUCACAUUGCCCAGAAAAUUCAGAAACUUGUGGAAGCAGGAUUGAUUCAGAUUAGAUGAUGGGACGAUAGAUGGUAUAGUGAACUUUUUUCUGUUAAUGGUGUGUAGAGUUGUUAGUUUGUUGGUAGUGUUGAUAAGUCAUGCAUGAUCUGCAAGCAUUUGUGGUGAGAACAAGGCGACAAUAUAUACUCGUCAACAUUUGA